Molecule: messenger RNA, 1447 nt
Organism: Arachis ipaensis
Lineage: Eukaryota; Viridiplantae; Streptophyta; Magnoliopsida; Fabales; Fabaceae
Cellular component (GO): cytosol
Molecular function (GO): adenine phosphoribosyltransferase activity
Source: RefSeq, a predicted model, not a curated record
ACCCUCAUCAAGCUUAUCACAUCCCUUGGUCACUCUUUCACCUUUGCUACCCUAAUCGAGCUUACAUCCCCACCGUCUCCAGCACCACCCUCGCUGCGCCGUUAGCCUCCGCUCCCUCUCCGCCUCGUCUCCUCGUCGCCGUUACCAGCAUCCUUACCGUCAGCGUCAGCGCCAAUGGCUUUCCCAGUCUCUUACUCGGUGUCAGAGCUUGGAGGCGGCAACUGGUUUCUGCGUCUCUUGCUCGGUGUCGAUGUCAGUCUUGCCCUUGUUGAAGGAAUAGUUGCUUCGUUGCGUUGUUUCAGGGACUUGUAUAACCUUGAGAAGUCAAAGCAGGUGAAUGCAUUUCGUUGUGGAGAGUAUGAUGAGUGCAUCGAGAAGGCGACGGCAUCUGCUGCUAAUUCGAAUAAGAAGGCGGUGAAGUAUGCUCACAGGGAGGAUGCUAUUAUUCAUGCUCUUGAGCUAGAAAGUGCUCGUGUUGGCAAGGAGCUGUUAGUUGUCUGCUCUAGAACUGGAAUUGAAGCUCGGGGAUUUAUAUUCGGUCCUCCCAUAGCAUUGGCAAUAGGAGCAAAGUUGGUACCAUUGAGGAAACUAAAGAAGUUACCUGGGAAAGUGAUAUCUCAAGAGUAUAUUCUGGAGUAUGGAAGGGACUGUCUUGAGAUGCAUGUUGGAGCAGUUGAAGCUGGUGAACACGCUAUAGUGGUUGAUGAUUUGAUUGCAACUGGUGGAACACUCUAUGCUGCUAUGGACUUACUCGCAAGUUGGGUGAUCACUCUUUUGUCUUGGAUCACUCAUUUGAUAUGGCAAUUCUUUGUUGGUAAGCUCCAGCAAUAAAGUUAUUGAUGUCAGAACGAGUCUCACCUUGUGUAUAAAGUUUCUCUUUGAGGAGGAUUUUGUUGUUAAGGCUAGAUCAUUGCAGGCACUAGGGUUUAUCUUAAUUGCCAGGCCUGAAUACAUGUUGGAAAAGGAUAUUGGAAAGAUACUGGAGGGAACAUUAUCUUCAAAUGCUGACACUUGUCUUAAGAUUCAAGUAUUGCAAAACAUGUUGGAGUAUCUCCUUGAUGCUGAAAGCAAAAUGGGAACAGAUGGACUUCAAAUGUCAUUUAUUUUCAUGCAAUCAAUUAGCACUGCUUCUGAAAAUGGCAAUCAGAAAAUCCCAUCUAAAAUCCCUGUAUCUGGAAAAGGGAAACCAAAAUUGUCUCACUAGCUCAAGCAAGACUUGGUGUUUCUAGAAUAUACAAGCUCAUCCGGGGGAACAGGAAUUCAAGGAAUAAAUUUAUGUCAUCAAUUGUGCGAAAAUUUGACAAUCCAAAGUGGAGCCAUUCAGUAAUAGCUUUCUUAUCGCAAGUAUUAUUUGUUGCUGUUCUUUCUUUGUAUGUAAGUUCUUAUUAACCUUUGACAAUCCAAAUUUGAUAUAUUAUGAGCAGUUCUAACUUGUAUUGUUUCUGUA